Messenger RNA from Nilaparvata lugens (brown planthopper), 7633 nucleotides. RefSeq names its product Kv channel-interacting protein 4. The coding region runs from base 1157 to 1933 and encodes 258 amino acids. NCBI's taxonomy places the organism in Eukaryota, Metazoa, Arthropoda, Insecta, Hemiptera, Delphacidae. Gene Ontology annotation, molecular function: calcium ion binding. The record is from RefSeq and is a predicted model, not a curated record. The transcript has 8 exons.
AGUUUAGAGUACAGUAACUAUAUAACCAUACCUCUGAUAUAGUAACUGUAGUUCAGAGUAGAAAUCACUUGGCUUUAUAAAUACUGUACUUUUUCGUUGAUAUAAAUGAAUCGUGACCGGAAAGCAGCAGCUGGCGGUGCUAUGGCUUCAAGAUUAAAAUCAUAAAACAGUUUUCGUUCUUAAUUUAGCAACAUCUCAGUUGAUAGCAUUCAGAAUUUUGUCAGUAACCUGUAAUGACGGACCUACCGGUCCAAGCUCUCGUGCGUUUCAUUAGCUUAUAUUGAAUGUUUCCUCUGAAAAUAAAUUUGAUGGUGCUUUGGAUAAUUGUUUGUAAUCAAUCAGCUACUUAAUCAGUUUUCAGACAUCAAUCUACUCUUGGUGACGUUUCAGCUAAUAAUAGAUUUUUGAUAGCCUUGCUUUGACGCCGUUACCUCAACUCUUGUCUUCAAGAAGCUGCCAACAGAAACUUGUUCAGAGUCGGGCAGUCAUCGGUCCGUACAGUCAUUCCAGUCCCCCGCCGGCCGUGUCAAGAAAUUCUUCAAAAAAGCUUGGAACAAAAUGAGUGGCGGCAGCGUCAUCUCAGAAGAUCCUGAGUAUCCUGAAUUUAUUGAUCCACGUUUGUCGAGCUUACAAAGAUGUGUUCAGCAUGACAGGAUAUGGGAGUAUGGAUGACAGCACUAGAUUGAAUCACUAAAGUUCAUGAUGACAUGAAGAUCUGAGUUCUCAGAGAUGAGAAGAAAACAGUAGAUAUUGUCACUCCCAAACUACUUGCCAACUUAGAGAAGUGUGGUAAAAUUGUGUUUCGAUGGGAAUGAGGACUGAGGAGAUUAAGUCGUUUAUUCUAACUUGAGUUAUACAGUAGUAUUUUUUUUUUAAUUUGUAUAUGAGGUGCUUAUUAACUAGACUAACAUGACAGGUCAAUUGGUUUUGAGCGUGUGACGUGACUCUACUUAUUUCAUGUGUGUGAAAGUGGCUAGAGAAGAGAAACCUGUACUGAGACGUGACGCACAGUGUUCAGCAGGGUUUGAAGAUGAGCAGAGGUGAUUUGAUUCAGUUGGAAGCGUGUCGGAAAUGGGCCUGUGAUGGAAUUUGGGAGUGACAAGUGUCGGAUGGUGACGGGGGAGAGUGAGGGCGCCUCCUCUGAGCUGGAUGUGGCAUGUGCGUCUCGGAAGGAGGCAACAAGAUAGAGGAAGUCGUGGAAGGGGCGGACGUCGGCGCCGACGAUGAAGAGACCACCUACAGGCCAGCGUCGCGACGCCACGGGCGCCGUCGUCCGCGCAGCCUCUACCGGCGUCUGUUCAGUUUUGCCAAGCAGGCCUGGACCGGCGUUAAGUUCGCCUUGGAUAAUGAAUUGGAAGACACAGAGACGCAGCCGAGAUACAGACCCGAUAGCUUGAGAUCUUUAUGCAGAGCGACGAGAUUCACCGAAGCUGAAAUAAAAAGGAUUUACAGAGGGUUCAAGGCUGAGUGCCCAACAGGCGUGGUCAAAGAGGACACAUUCAAAGGAAUCUAUGCACGGUUCUUCCCCCAAGGAGCUAACACCAGUCAAUACGCGCACUAUGUUUUUAAUACAUUGGACCAGGACCGAAGCGGCCUUCUUAGUUUUGAGGAUUUUGUACAUGGACUAUCGAUAUUAUCGCGGGGCUCGUUGGAUGAGAAACUUCGCUGGACAUUCUCGCUGUACGACAUCAACGGCGACGGGCGGAUAACGCGAGAGGAGAUGACUGACAUCGUAAACGCGGUCUACGAUCUCAUGGGAAAGUACACCGAGCCGGGCAUCGAGGAUAAUGCCGUCACCUCCAAGGUCGACUCCAUUUUCCAGAAAAUGGACCGGAAUAACGAUGGUGUAGUGACUUUGGACGAGUUUUUAGAGUGCUGUUUGAAUGAUGAAGAUAUAACUAACUCUAUGGCUGUGUUUGACUCAUCCAUUUGACAAGAGUUUGUGAGGAAUGGGGAUGCGAUCACAUUAGAUUUGAAUGGAUAGAAGCUCUCCAACUCUAUGACAUUGCUUAAGUAUGAUGAAUUUGCCGUACCGUAAUCAAAUUUGAAAUCAAUGCGUGGACAAACAUUGAGAAAAUUGAAUUCCCAAUUGGCUGGACAAUCAACAUAAAAUAAAAUAAUCUAAAUUUAUGGUUCGUCUCAAGUUGACUUCCAAUAUCGGUAUAUUUUGUCGAAUUAAAUGUACGGUAUUUUAAACGUGUAAUGAGUGUAAGUAUGUGUUCAAUAUUAACUUGUUUUUUUAUAAUAGAAUAAUAAUAAAGUUGUCAAAAAAGUAUCAAGCCAAAAUGUAUAGGAUAAUAAAUACGUUUCUUCCAUCCAACAAAUACAUCAAAUUAAACGAAUUUAUAUAUUGUAGUAGCUUACUUAAAUUGCAAGAAAAAGACGGAAAACAUAAAAAGAGAUACAAAAUUGAAGUCUUCAACCAUUGCCCGGGUUCAGAACUGAAUUAUUCAAUUUCCUAGCAAUAUUUAGAGGGAACAAAAAAUUCAAACUACUAUGAUUCAGUCUUAUGUUACAUCACAGAAUGAUUACGGUAUAAUUGUUGUUCAUAACAGUAUCACAAUCAGGUUUAAUAUAUAUUAAAAAAUACUCCGGGUUUAAUAAAAAUACUCCAUAAUAUUCCUCUCGAUUCAACAAUCUAAAAUGCAGUUUUCGAACAAUAAUGCCGAAUAUUAGGAACAAGAUACUGCUGUGUGUGUUUAUUUUGAUUAUUUCAAUCACAAUUAAUAAUUAGUAGUCCCAUAACAUCAAGUUGCAGGAUUUCAUGCACUGGUAAAUUAUAACAGUUCAAUCAUGAAAUUGGUUGAUGAGAUUCCAUGAUACAAAUUAUCCAAGAACCAUAAAAAAUAAUAUUUCUGACACUGAGAAUCAAAGGUCAACUCCAAAUCGUAUUGCUGUGUAAUGUAGGCAUGAUAAGAAAUAUUCACAGGUUGAUAAGCUGAGAUCAGAGAAUAUAAUAAUUGUUGGAAAAUGCUGGCUAUUUCAAUAAUAUAGGCUAUUUUAAUUUAUAUUAUUAAUCAUAUAUUCGAUUCAAUUCUUCAUCGAUUGAAAUUGAAGUGAAGUAUUUUCUUCCAACUUGAUACUAUUUUCAAAUUAUUGGUUUUUAUUCCAUAACUGUAUCUACUCGUUUAUUAAUAAUUGAAAAAUGAAAAAUAUCAUUAACCACUAAUUUAGACCUCCUCCUUGAAUUUAACCAAGGAUUUAUGUCUAUUGGAAAGAGUAAUGGUUUAUUUAAAGUUCUUGUUCCAAAUCAUGCAGAUCAUAAUCAAUCUUCACUGCCUUUUGUGAGCUGUGAUUAUAUCAAGUUGUCCCAAAUCCUAAUUCUAUUUUACUUAUCACAAUCCAAAUAGAACAACCGAAAUCCACAAUUCGCCGGAAAUCUAAUUCUCAUUAUAAACCAUUCAUAGUUCAUUGGCUCACACUUUUUGUUGAACAAAGCUGAGAUUCUUUUCUAUCAAUUGGUCAAUUGUUUUUCAGUGAAACCUUAUAUAAUUAUCAUCUCAGAAGGAUACUAUUAGAACAUUUUUAACUAUUGAUGAACUACUUAUAUUCAUUAAAUUCCCCAUGGGGUGUAAGGAUAGGGCUCAUGAAGAGUUGAAAUAUCAACUCAAGGCUCAUACUUCAUUCCAAAACAUUUCAAUCUCUUGCCAAUAAUAUACAGAACUACCUAACUAUGAGUUCUUUGUUACCUGUUCCUGUAUAAAUAACCAAUACCGUAUUGCAGUUUAUCAUUGAGAAGCUCAUAUCAUUUUUUGAAACAUAGCCAGAAACCAUAGUGCGGUAGUUCUCCUAAAGUAUUCAAAGAGGAAAGCUGAAUUUAUCAGUCAGAAAAACAAUAUUUUAUAGUACCGUAAGGCUGUGAAUAUUGGAUCUUAGUUGUUGUUAUCCUGCUUAUGAUUAAUUGUGAUUUACUGCCACUAUAGUGAUUAUAGAUAAUAUUUUGUGGGUAUCCCAAAUUUAUUUAUGUGAUAAAAACCUUCCAGUUUGUCCAUCUUUUUAAUGUAUCAAAGCAGCUUGGAAUAUAACACCAAAAUUUUAUCAAAUUAUAUAUUUAGUACUAUAGCAUAGUAUCAAUAAGAUCCAAAUGGAAAAGUAAAACAAUUAGGAGUAAUAGGUAUCGCAGAAACUUGUACAGCUGGAAUUUCAUAGAUAUACUAGUCAGUCUUAGAGAAAUAUAUAAUUGUUCACAUUUAUGUACAUUUUUCUUUUGAGUGUAUAAAAAAUCAGUGUACAUAAGCUAUCAAAACUGCACAAGAUAUGUUUCGUAUAAGUAUUUAUUUGUUAAUUUGUAAAAUAAGCACAUCAUUAAAAUGAUAUUGAGAGUAUUUCUCACAAGUUUGAUGCUACAGAUUCCACCAUUGGGCUAAGUAGGAGGAGAUCUGAAGUUAAACAUCUUCAUUGAUCUUUUAUGAAUGGGAAAUAGAAAUCCAUUCAAGUUUUACAAACUUGGAUUAGGGAAAAAUAGAAGAAUUUCUAAAAAAAUAAUCUGAAAGCUGUCUGCUCUAGACCAAGCAUAUCAUAAAAUAUAGAAGAGAAACAACAAAAUUUGAUUUGUACCGUACGUAAAUAAUGUUAAAUAUAUUUUUAAUUGUGGGUGUACGUCUAUUACUCUAUAUCCUGAACAGUCGAAAUAUAGGAUUGGUGUUGUUCAAUUCUAUUUAACUAUAUAACUGCUUCUUCCAUGAACUUUUUAGAUUAAUGAAAAAAUAAUAACUUACUUACUCAUAAAGAAAUUAUCCAAUUUUGAAUAUAAAACAAGGGAUGCAAGAUGAAUUUAUUUAUUGUUGCUAAAAUAAUACAAUAUAUCGUUCUCUAUGAUAGCUUAUCAGAAUUUCAUUCCAUCACGGGAAAUAUCAAAUAUUGCGGAUUAUAAACCGGGUUUUGGCACUAUACUUGUGUGUAUUGUGUACAAUAUUACUAAUAUCAUUAAAAAUAUUCCUGAAUAUAUUGCAAUAUUCUUGGACUGGAUUUCAAAAGUGUACGGUACUCAAUAAAGUGUCUCAAUCACAUCAUGUCAGUUCUUAUGUCUUUAAAAAUGGGGAUUCUUUGAUUUGAAUUUCAUUCACUGUUUGAUUAAUUGAAUAUUUCAGUGUGUACUGAUUGUGUACCUUUUCAUUACUCAUAUAUUAACUUUCUGUGUUGCUGUGAAUGUGUGUGGUAGAUAUCCCAUUAUUGAAAUAAAUCGACGUCAACUUGGUCAAAACCACUAACUACGGUAUUUAAAAUUGCGGCUUUACACCAUCAGUAACUCUAGUUAGGUACUAUGUAGUAAACUUGGAACUUUAGUUUACUAAAAAUUGGUGAUGUUUCAAUAAACGAAACCAGUAUCUCCAAUUGUUUCAAUAAAUCAGUAGUUGCUGAUAACUUCAAAUCUUUACCAUUCAAUACUUAUUUAUCAUACUGUAUAUUACAUGAACUAUCAAUAGAUAUUGAAUUGAAUAAUGGUAGAUCGUAGCAUAAAUAUCAAUUUAUGCAUGAUGUGAUUGAGAAAUUCAUAGUUGAACGGAUUUUUCAUAGAAGAAUUAAUAAUUAAUCAGACCUAUAUUAUGAAUUUUUCAUAUUCAAGGAUUUGAAAAUUAGAUGUGGUAAAAUUUUCUACAAAAGCGCAUAAGUCCAUCAAUUCCAAAAGAUUAUCAUAAAAAACCUUAAUCUGAUCUGCAGAACACAAACGUGUGAAGUAUUUGUUGAGCAAUUCUGCAGAAAAUGUAUUUUUUCGGGCUCAUAUUGUCCAAUCGACGCAUCAAUUUGUCAAAAGCAUCAUGAAUCUAGAUAUACUUGCAACUUACUACCCAUUGAUAUUAGAGAUAGGCAUAGCAAAAAAUGUAUUCCAUGUUUUAUAAGGACCAUUUCAAUUCAAUAAAAUAAGUGUAAGUGAAUACCCUUCGUCAUUUCAACUUACAUUUCAAAUUGUACGUACCAAUUACUAUUAGAAAACUGUGUAUGUAUUGCAUGUCGGGUAAUCGAAAAUAGUUAGUUGAAAUGCCAUUAAGGUGAUGGAUGUUAUCUAUUUAAGAUAUUUGUCUAGAAAUACUACCGGUCAUUUUAGGAUUACAUGAAUCGGAUUUGUAUUUAAGAAAGAAAAGUUUAUAAGAUGUUUUGUAACAUAUUUUCAUAGAAUUACAUAUGUACAUACUAUAAUGACUAUUGUAACCACAAUAUUAUUAGAAAUCGGAUGAAUAUAUUUAUAGAUGUUUAUUGUUAAAGUUGCGUGGUGAUAUGUUUCUCUUGUUACGUGUUGGAUGUUUAAUCUGGUCUAUAAAUCGUUGUUAGGUCGAAUAGUUUAUUUAUUGAUCAUAAUUUACUAUAGACGUUAGCUAUUAUUAUUGGUGAACAUUGUACUGUAUCGUUAGCUUACUAGUUGGUAAGUCCAACAUUGUAUGUGCUAAAUGAAUGUUUGAUGCCUAAAUUGAAUUAUCAAUAUGUUUGAGAUGUGUAUGUUCAACCGGAUCAAAGAUAACUGUUGAAACCCUAUUGUUAUGCUGGUUUCAUUUCAACCCUCACAAGGACUAAUUAUUUGAAACUCAGAUUUAUCAUACAAAAAUAGAGUUAUCUGGUUAUCAGAUGAGUAGAAAUUGAAUAAAACCUGAUUGAAUGUCUUGAUCAGUCUGUUGUGAACUGAUAAAUUCUUGCAAGCUUUCAACGUAGUCAUGUAAUAUUACUGACUAUUUUCAUGAGAGAAAAUUAUUUAGAAAACUGGCCUAUGGUAAAUGAAAAAUAGGCCCACCUAGAUCGUUAAGCUCCAAGCUAUCAUUAGGAUGCAAUUAAAGUCACCCUACUUACCUACGAUUUGUCUCCGACACAACAUUAAACACACUCUCUAAGUAUCAAACUCAUGAAACUCCUGUAGGCUACGAUAUGGAAUUAAUUGUAUUAUACCUCUUAUAUGGGAUGUAUCAUGACAGUUUGAUAUAAUACAUCAAGCGUAGCGUAAGCCUAUCAUAAAGGAUAUUGACAUUCUUGAAAAUAAUGCUCUUUUUAUAGUAAAUUAGGUGAAUAGUCUGAUCGGAUUGAGCAAAAAUUAGAAAACGAAAUUAGAUAGCCAAAUACUGAAAGAAUUUAUUAGUUUGUUAAUGCAGCUUCAGUAUCUUUUGAAAGAAGGUUCAAUAAAAAAUGGGAAUGUAAUUCACCAAAGGAGAUAUCCAAAUUUGAAUAAAUAGGUGGAAAAUAUUGGAGUUAAAACUGUUGUCAAAAAGUUUUUAGGGAUUCCUAAUAGAGAUAUAAUUCUUUAUUCUAGAAGUAGGCCUACCGUAUAUACAAUAGAUAUUCCCAUGAGUCUAGAAAAUCUACAGACAUUGGAUAGUAAAAUGCUUCUUACUCUAUAUGAACCUCAACAAAUAUGAAUAUGUUCGAACAUUUACUUUCCGGAGAACCUCAGCCUCUUUGGCUCAUGAGUUCGGUGAGAUUGAGUGGUUCCAGACUAUUUCACGCAAAUUUUAUAAGAAAGGAAUAAAUGAAUAAAUCUUCCUUGUUGUCUAGUUGAAACUAUUUUAUUCGAAUUCCAUCUUUUGAUGAUCCAUCUCUAUCAUUAUAAGUAUCAAUGGAUUUGAUUCUCCAAUGAUAGGGUGUGUCAUGAAGAGUAGUUUUGAGGCGAGCUCGACUCUCCUUCUGAUUUUUCAACGUUUUAUUGAACUCA